This is a messenger RNA of Bradysia coprophila, 2167 nucleotides long. RefSeq names its product pickpocket protein 28-like. Gene Ontology annotation, cellular component: plasma membrane. Lineage: Eukaryota; Metazoa; Arthropoda; Insecta; Diptera; Sciaridae. Gene Ontology annotation, biological process: sodium ion transmembrane transport. Gene Ontology annotation, molecular function: ligand-gated sodium channel activity. The record is from RefSeq and is a predicted model, not a curated record.
UGAGGUUCCUGUUGUAGUGCUAUGGGUAUUUUUUCCGUUCAUUAAUAUCAGUUCGAAUAUAUCACUUUGAGUGAGUGGUCGUGCCUUACAAUUAGUUCCGCGGAGUAUUAUACCGUUCAACAAGUAGAUUUUUUGCAUGGAAGUUUUUUUUUAAAUAAAAUCGAAAAAAAAAAUGGGCCAUCAUUCUGAUAUAUAAAUGAGGAUUAUGUGACAAAAAUGCAGUUUUAAAAAUCACGGAAAAUUUUUAGUGAAGUAAAUGUGUUGCACAUCUAACAGAUUGCACUGAAAAGCUAUAAAAAAUCCAUCGAAAACUAUGAAGUCAUCAGAGAGUAAAGCUAAAAAUAAGAAAAAGACUUCGGUCAAAAAAUUACCAUCGAAUGGGAAACGUAUUAGUUUCCCGGAAGGCAACCAAUCUAAUGACGAUACUAAUUUACCGAAUGCUGGGAAAAAGUUUCAGGAUACUACCAAGACAAUUAUGAGACGUCGUUCGAGAUACGAGAAACAAAUAAAUGCAAUGUGGGAGCUAUUUUCGGAAUAUAGCGAAUCCAGUUCAUUGCAUGGUGUUAAAUACGUUGGACAGAAAAAGCGUCAUUGGAUCGAACGAACUUGGUGGGCGUUCGCAUUUAUCAUCUCGCUAGUAAUUUGUGGAAAGCUAAUUUUCGACACUUUUACGAAGUGGGAACGUUUUCCUGUUAUUGUGACAUUCGCUGAACAGUCUACUCGUAUAUGGGAAAUUCCUUUUCCAGCCGUUACACUUUGUCCACAGAUUAAGACCAAACAGACGGUGUUCAAUUAUACGAAUUACUUUAACUUGUACCAAAAAGACUGGACGAAAGCGAAAGGUUUGAAUGCAAGUGAAUUUUCGCGAUUGAAAUCAGCUGCACAGGUUUGCAAGACGGUGCCGAAGGAAUUUUUAAAAAUUGGAUCGCUGAGUACGACCAAUGAUAUUUACUCCAAUCUAAGACGUAUUGCACCUAAAGUGUCUGACAUCAUGUAUCAUUGCGAUUUUAAUGGACACAAAACGAAGGAUUGUUCGAAGUUUUUUAAGGAAGUAUGGACUGAAGAGGGUCUCUGCUAUACAUUUAACUUCCUAAACGGAUCGGAUUUGUACAGGACACGCAAUCUAGCGGCGGACUAUCCAGUGACAAAACAUAACAUGUCGGCCAAAUACUGGAAUGUCAAUUCCGAUUACAAGAAAGUUAAAAAUGUUUCUGAGGAUAAAAUCUUUCCGCAUCGUGUCUUUGGAUCUAGUGAUGGACUGACAGUGAGCUUAAAAAUUUUGGAAGAAGAUCUCGACUACCUAUGUGGAGGUAGUGUGGACGGAUUCAAGCUUCUUCUGCAUCCGCCGAACGAGGUGCCACAAAUGAACAAAUAUUAUUACAGAGUUCCGAUGAAACAAGAGGUUAUCUUUUCGGUAAAGCCAAUAUUCAUGAACACAUUGGAUACGUUAAAAUCAUACGAUUCAAAAAGACGACAGUGUUACUUUGAAAACGAACGACAUUUGACCUUCUACAAAAGUUACACUCAGAGAAAUUGUGAAUUGGAAUGUAUUUCUAAUUAUACAAUUAACAAGUGUGGUUGCAGCCCGUUCUACAUGCCAAGAAACUCGAACACUUCGAUUUGUGGACUGAGCAACUAUGAUUGCUAUCAAAAAUGUAAAAUCAAGAAAGUUGCGUCGGGUCAAUACAAUUUAUGUGGUUGUUUGCCAUCAUGCAGUUCCUUAUCGUACGAUGUCGAAUUUUCGCUUGCCAAAUUUAGACUCCAAAAAUACUUCGCCGCCAAGAAACAGAGCUUUGAGGGCCACGAUGUGACAAGAAUAUUCAUUUCAUUCAAAGAUAAUCAAUUUUUUGCUUCACGUCGGUCGCAAUUGUAUGGGAAAACGGAUUUUCUGGCUAACUGUGGAGGUUUGUUGGGACUGUUUAUGGGAUUCUCGUUUCUUAGCUUAGUGGAAGCGGUUUACUUUUGCACGUUACGCUUAGCCUGCAAUUUGCGUCGGCGCCACGCUCGAAAGAAGAAGCGUUUAGCAAUGAUGACGGAAUCGUUCCAUAAGGAGGAUCGAUUUUAGUGUUAGUUUAUUUUCCACAUAUUGUUGUCACCUCUUCAAUGUAAUUAUAUCAAUUUAAGUACAAUUAUCGCUAGAAAGAAAAUCUACUAAAGAAAUCGUAUA